This is a messenger RNA of Sclerotinia sclerotiorum 1980 UF-70, 567 nucleotides long. RefSeq lists its product with no specific name. The record is from RefSeq and is a predicted model, not a curated record. Lineage: Eukaryota; Fungi; Ascomycota; Leotiomycetes; Helotiales; Sclerotiniaceae. The transcript has 4 exons. The coding region runs from base 1 to 567 and encodes 188 amino acids.
AUGGACACGAAUUACAAAAGUUUUGCCACAAAAUGCCCUUUGUUAGAUGUCAGAUAUCUUAUGGAAAGCGGCCAUCAAUUUGACAUGCAAAAACACCAAGCACUAUGCAGGGACUACAAACUACGCAGAGAGAAUGAUUACAAUGCACGCCCACCCAGUGCACUCUCUGAGACACGAAACGUGGUUACAAUCGAAGAAUCGAAACGCGGCAGGGUGCCAUCGGAGGCACCAACAGACAAAGAAGGGUCACAAGCGCUAUUUAAAGAACGUCGAGAGGAGAUUAAGAAGAGGAGACGGCAGAAAUUACAGGAUAGUUAUGAUAUAGGACCUUUUGAUCCGCUCGUUCUAGCUGGCAAGAAUACAAAGGUUGGAGUUUCUUCAUGCUCAUCCUUUGGUUGCCAUGCGCCAGGACAUGGGAGUUUCCGCUCAAAUCUACCUCUUCCACAGCUCUUGGCUCCGAACAAGAAUUGCAACCCAUUUCGUGGUCAAAAUAAUAUUAGUGCCAUUGGGGAGUUGAAGAUUGUUCCAAAACUUGGUUUGAGAAAGUCACCCAAGGCCUUCAAGUGA